Messenger RNA from Miscanthus lutarioriparius, 999 nucleotides. The record is from the annotation of a GenBank genome assembly. NCBI's taxonomy places the organism in Eukaryota, Viridiplantae, Streptophyta, Magnoliopsida, Poales, Poaceae.
AUGGCCUCCCCUGCCCCCGCCGGCGCAGCCAGUGCCGCCGCCUCACCGUCGCCGCCGAUGCAGCUGUCGUCGCCGUUCGCGGAGCUCGUCAAGGGCCCCUCCGGCCUCGAGAAGAUCGUGCUUCGCGGCGCUCGCAACUGCUGUGCCGAGAUCUAUCUUUAUGGAGGUCAAGUAACAUCAUGGAAGAAUGACAAUGGGGAAGAGCUGCUUUUUCUCAGCAGCAAGGCUAUUUUCAAACCUCCAAAAGCUAUUCGUGGUGGUAUACCAGUCUGCUUUCCCCAAUUUGGAACACAUGGAAAUCUUGAACAACAUGGAUUCGCUAGGAACCGGUUUUGGACUAUUGACAACAACCCACCUCCUUUACCAGUAAACCCUGCUAUUAAAGCUUUUGUUGAUCUGAUUCUGAAGCCUUCUGAAGAGGAUUUAAAGAUCUGGCCUCACAGUUUUGAAUUUCGCUUGAGAGUUGCUCUUGGACCUUCUGGAGAUUUGAGUCUCACAUCACGAAUCAGGAAUACCAACACAGAUGGAAGACCUUUCUCUUAUACGUUUGCAUAUCACACAUACUUCUCUGUCUCUGACAUAAGUGAGGUGCGUGUCGAAGGACUGGAAACAAUGGACUACCUUGACAACUUGAAGGCAAAGGAGCGUUUCACAGAGCAAGGCGAUGCUAUUGUUUUUGAAUCAGAAGUUGAUAAAGUUUAUCUUGCCGCACCCUCCAAAAUUGCUAUCAUUGAUCAUGAGAAGAAAAGAACAUUUGUCGUGACAAAAGAAGGGCUCCCUGAUGCUGUUGUUUGGAACCCUUGGGACAAGAAGGCAAAAGCAAUGCAAGAUUUUGGGGAUGCAGAAUACAAGAGCAUGCUGUGUGUGGAGCCUGCAGCUGUUGAGAGGCCUAUUACUCUGAAACCUGGUGAAGAGUGGAAAGGAAGGCUUGUGCUCUCAGCGGUUCCUUCGAGUUACUGUAGUGGACAGUUAGAUCCAUUGAAGGUCCUUCAGGGUUGA